UAGAAGCGACAUACCCAACGGGCGCUCGCAUAAACGAAGUUACCAAAAUCAUAGCAUUCCAUGACACGGAUGGACGACUUGUGUGAGCCUUGGGCUAAGAGAUAAUCGGAGAGUGAGAGAACGCACUACAAAAAAUACUAAAAUAUAGGUUCAACUUGGAUGGUGGAUGAGAGCGAAUUCUGUCGUUUCGGUGCUAUGUGUUAUGUUUAUUUUCUUGUGUAUAUAGUUGGGCGCUGGCGUCCCUACAGAGCUCAUUCACCAGUCAUACCUUGGGUGCGAUGGUACACAUUUGGGUCCGUUAUUUAUGGUGUCCUGUGCAGUGAAGCUGGAAAAGUGCAUCGGUAAAGCAUGGUUCAGUGAAACAUUUAAAAUUGAGAUUUUCGUAAAAAGGUGAAUAAAUCAUUCAUUAAAGUGUGGACAGACAAGUUUGAUGAUGAUGUGGGUUAAAAGUGUUGGAGGGAAAUCUAUGACAUUGUUUGUGAAUUUGAAUACACGUAAGCUAGUAAACUGACCAUUACGAUGUUGUACCGUUGCCACAGUUCACGAUUGGAAACGUUGCUCGAAAAAAUUCAACGAAGCAGCCAGGACUACUAUCUGAUGAUGAAUCAAGAGUUCUACUCCUCGCACACGUCGUCAAGCUUUUCACCCUCGAUAUCAGAUGGCAUGACGACACCGAACUCGAUCACCAACGAGAGCGAUGCUGUGUUGCUACUAGCGAACGGUGAGUCCGGUGUUACCGGGGCGUCAGACGGUGCGACCGCCGUAGGAGAUAAAUGCCGUGCCGAGAGACGUAACCGGGCCGACAAUAAUAAUAAAAUAAUUAAAAACAACAAUCACACUAAUAGUCACAGCAAGAAUAAUGACGGCACUUACCGCUGUCAGUUUUGUGAUAAAACGUUUCCACGACUUGGCUAUCUGAAGAAGCACGAACAGAGCCAUACCGAACAUAUGCCAUUCAAGUGUGAAUACUGCGCUCGUUUGUUCAAACACAAGAGGUCAAGAGAUCGCCAUACCAAACUGCAUACGGGAGAUCGCCGAUAUCGGUGCCCUCACUGCGAAGCGGCUUUUUCAAGAAGCGAUCAUCUGAAGAUCCACAUGAAAACGCAUGACAACCAGAAACCCUUUCAGUGCACAAUCUGCAACCGUGGCUACAAUACGGCUGCAGCACUCACGAGUCACAUGCAGAAUCACAAGAAACAAAUUGCCCUCACGGGGAGUCCCAACUUGACCUACAGUCCCCGUUCCACCAGCUCACUUUCGAGUAAUGCGUCCAAUCCGAAAAGAAAGUUUUCACCAUACGAACAAAACCUGAUGAUGAUCAACCGUUCCAAGCUGUUGAAAUCGGGUGAUCUCACCUGCAUCUAUUGCACGCGUACAGAUUUUGGCAACGUCGAGCAACUGGGAGCACAUGUUCAAACCAUGCACAGCAAUUUGCUGCUGAACGAGAACAACUUUCAUCGACAUGCUUCACCGGAUUCGUUGCUGACCUAUCCUCCCAUUUCAUGCGAGUUUUGUACCAUGAAAUUCCCGACCGUUCCCAUGAUGUUUAGUCAUCUCAAAACUACGCAUUCGGAUCGGAUCAACAGCCCGAACAGCUACUUGGAACAGUUCAACAAAAACCUGAUGAGCACAUAUUCUUCAUUCUACGGGGCUGCACUGUUUGAAGAUAAAAACGAACCCGAGGGACGAGCACAGGUUAAAAGCGAACGCCCAGCCAGUCGAAAGAGUAUUCGGGAUGAAAAUGGAAACGACAAAAGUCCCACCGUUGUCGAUUCAAAGUCCAUCAAACAGGAAAAGAAAGAUGAAAACGACAACUCCCAGGAUACGCAGGAACAACUCGCGCCUACAGAUUUAAGCCAACCUCGCAUCAAAAAGUUGAAAAUGGAACAUGAAAAUAACUCGACUCCUAGUCCCGAUAGUAAAGACAUGGAAAAGGAGAGCUCAUCUAAUGGUCCGAGUUCAGUUCUACCAACCCCACCCGGAGCGUACCUUUGCAACCAGUGCAAUGCUGCUCUCCCUGAUUUCGAAUCAUUCCGAACUCACCUUAAGGCUCAUCUAGAGCAAGGAUCAACAGGAUCAUCGUUCGUAUGCCAACAAUGUGGCACCACACUGGGUGACCACCAAGAGUACGAGAAACACGUGACCGGUCACUAUCUCAUCACCGGGGCCGAAUAUCAGUGCGAAACGAGUUGCAGUAAAAAGUUUAACAAGGCGGACGAACUGCACAAGCAUCUGUACGAUUUGCACACCCUCGUACUGUACAAAUGCGCCCUAUGCAGCGAAACUUUCGACAGCAAAGUAACCAUUCAGGUACACUUUGCUGUGACGCACUCGAACGAGGUCAAAAUAUAUCGAUGCUCGGCAUGUACGGAAAUUUUCCGAGCGGAACGAGAAUUCAGGCAUCACAUUCGGACACGACACAUCACUACGGGAGCGGUGCAGUGUGUCUUCUGUCGUGUUGUUUGCUCAUCCGAACUAGAAAUGCAGUUCCAUCUAGCCGCUCAUGCCAGAAAAUUCAAGUGUCCAGCGUGUCCGGAGUCAUUCCACGUGGAGUUUCUGCUGGAUCGACACAUGCAAACUCACCACAGUCAGAAAGAGAUAACUAAUGCAGCCGCAGUUAUCCCCAGCAGCUCCGGUGGCAGCGGGAGUUCCAAUAACAGCACCAAUCUGGAAUACUUGCAACUGCAAGGUCAAAUGGCAGCAGCUGCCGCCGGUUGGCAAAAUUUGUAUGCUGCGAAUAAAUUCUACAAUCCGCUCCACGUCGACACACUUAAUUCUAUGAAGCCCCCGAACUUCUUACACGGAUUCUACGAUAGCCUGAACAAGUCUCAAGCUCAGCGUUAUCUGGAACAGGCAAAGAAGGGAUUCGUUAGCCCAAACAAUGUGACCCAAUCGAAGGCACUGUUAACUCUGUACAAUCAACGAACGGCGACAAUGAAUGGAUUAUAUUCUCCUGACCAAAUCGGAACUAUUGGUGCCGGCAAUGGUAGUCAACAAGUCGUCACAAAUUGUCCAUCUAAUGCACCAGGCUCGACAAAACCAACACCAAACUUCUCCCCUACCACUUUACUGCAUCGCUAUGGAAUCCCUCCAACAAAUAACACACCGACGUUGAAUAGCGCGGCCGAUCGAUCGUCGAUCGUCCCAGACAAACCAACAUCAUCUAAUUCUAAAAAUGGCACAACAAACAAUUAUUACAGUUGUGGCAUUUGCGAAAGAAAUGAUUUCAGCACGGAAAAUGAAGUUCAAACACACAGAAAAAUCGUUCAUAACCUGAAGACAGGGGUCAGUCUUCGAUGCGCCUAUUGCAGCGGAGAUUUUCGAUCAAGAAACGAACUGGAAAACCAUAUGAAAAUUACUCACAAUACCGGAGGCAAACACAAGUGUUUGAUAUGCGACGAAAUUUUUCCUUCUCCGGCGGUUCUCGCCGAGCAUAAACUGACUCACUGCAAGGUGGGUGCAUCGGGACGUUGUUCACAUUGUCCGAUAACUUUGCCUGAUGCACAUAGCUUCAAAACUCAUCUCACACAACAUCAUCAACAAUCUCCGGCUUCGGGAACGUCAGUAAAUUCAAACUCCACCGGUAGCAGCGGCAACGGAUCCGGUUCAAGUCAAGAGCAGGAUCGCUUUCCAAUUCAGUGUAUCUGCUGUCGACAGACGCUUAAUUCGGAAUUCGAAAUCAGCCUACACGCAAAAUUCCACACAAAGUCCAUCGAAACAAAUGAGAAAACGUGCGCCCUCUGCUUGGAACCUUUAGCUUCUGGUCAAGAAACCAAGAUUUGUGAAACAUGUUUGAAGCGUCAUAAUUUCCCUUCUAAACUGUUUUCGAUCAACAACUUCAUCAAAUCGUCUGCAACAUCCUCAUCAUCAACCGGUCAACCUCAGGAAGAUUCCAAUCACCAAACAUCGCUCACGGCUCAGCAAUCUGCCAAGACCACCUUCCAGUGCAAUCUCUGCAAGAAACAUAUCGAUGACGUCCAAAAACUACAAGAGCAUUUGAUCGAUCAUACAUUCGCGGGUUGUGAAGAGCGUGGCUUUAUUUGCUAUCUCUGUUCAUCCGUGUUUACGUCAUCUGCUGGACUGCAGGCACAUAUCACCGAGCACGGAUCGCAGGCCAAACCAUAUGACUGUAACCACUGUGAUGAAGCGUUCUUUUUCCGAGCCGAACUGGAACACCAUCUCAUCGAUCACGAACUGGGUAAAGUUCAUCUGGUUCCUACGAAUGACAUAGAACCACCCGACACGCCGUUGCAGAUCAAGUCGGAAACCAUAGAGCACAUCAUCGCACGAGAUGAAGAGCGGAAUCCAGAUAAACAAGAUACUCCGAAAAGGCAAAAGAGUGAACCAAGGAUAAACUCACCCAGUGCGGACAGUGUCAACAGUGGUAAUGGCAGUAGUUAUCCGGAGCAGGAGGAGUGUGACGAAGAUGACGAUGAAUAUAUAGAAGUCGAGCAUAACGUCGAAGAAGGCCGAAAGGAGCUAACUGUGUCCAGUCAGGAUGGUAUCGAAUGACCCAGUAAAUAAAUGAUCCGAACUAACUUCGUGUAGAUAUAAAUAUACUGUAGAUGCUAGACGAGAAAGAUUAGAAUUUAUUGGUCGUUGUAGUGCAGGACGCUUUCGCUUUGUUUCUCUUCCGUCUUAGUUUCAUUGUAAGUUAUUCGUUGCGUUAGUUAUUUAUUUCGUUCUAUGACUAGGAAAUCAACGAUAGCCAGGCUAGUACUAUUGUUAAUUCGCAUUUAUAGUUAAUCGUAUCCUAGCAAGUCCUGUUUUUUUAAAUUAGAAGAUAUCAGAAUAAC
Messenger RNA from Malaya genurostris, 4796 nucleotides. It is a transcript of the gene L, whose product is annotated as zinc finger protein 423 homolog. The coding region runs from base 520 to 4512 and encodes 1330 amino acids. Gene Ontology annotation, biological process: regulation of transcription by RNA polymerase II. The record is from RefSeq and is a predicted model, not a curated record. NCBI's taxonomy places the organism in Eukaryota, Metazoa, Arthropoda, Insecta, Diptera, Culicidae. Gene Ontology annotation, cellular component: nucleus; chromosome. The transcript has 8 exons. Gene Ontology annotation, molecular function: DNA-binding transcription factor activity, RNA polymerase II-specific; zinc ion binding; chromatin insulator sequence binding.